AUGCAAAAUUUCCUCGAGCGCUCAGCAUCCGAAGAUGAUUCCAUCCUCUCCGAUUCAGGCUAUGCGCAUUCUCCCGCUCGCUCGCCGUUAGCAACGUCAGGGCUCCCUGACCCUUCUAUAUAUCCUGAUCCAUACCCCAAUCGACCUCCCCGAUGGCAGCAUGGUUCAACGACUCCUGCGCUAUCAUCUGGGGAUUCGUCAACGGCAUCAACACGUUCUUCGGCGUAUACCAACUCCGCGCGCUCGGGCGAAUAUGGGCACGUCCAUGUGGUGUCGGGCGAGGGCGAUCUUGGCGUUAGCACUGGCAUCAACACAGAUGAUGUGGCCCAGCGGUUAGCCCGCGGCGCGGGCUCCUCAUCCUCUCUGCAGGGCAGAACACCGUUCGAUCAGAGCCGCUGGUCGGAUCCGUACGCUAACAGCGUCCGAUCUCGCUCCUCUUCGGUUGGCAACAGGAACGAUUCCAUUCAUGAGGGUGCGUUUCGGGUGUUGCGUGCCACGCCAAGCUUCGAUAUGAGUUGGCAGGUAUCUGUAGAUGAGAGAGACGAGGCUGGGCUGGGGAGCGAAGAUGAUAUGACCGAUGAGGAUGGUUGUCUGGACGAUGACGAUCAGGAGGAUGAAGUGGACCAACCGACCAGCGCUGCACUUAUCGCCGAGGAAGGGCGCGGCAUCAUCGUACGAGGAGAUGAUGUGCCGAUUGUCAGACUCCAGGCUAAACCGGGUACGACUCACUUACUUAUUGGAUCGUCCAGAACUGCAAACGCCAUCCCGUCCUUUCUCUCUAGUACCCUGCCAAUCAUCAGCAAUACCCUCCUUGCUCUCGAUAUAUCUGCAAACUUUCUUGAGGCAAUUCCACCAACGCUCGCGGGUUGUGUGAACCUGGAAGAGCUCAAUAUCGCAUCUAAUCCUCUCCGUGCACUCCCAGAAUUCCUUUCUAGAUUGACGUCUCUGCGCCUACUCAUUGUGGAUUCCACGGGGAUCGGCACGCUGCCGGAGUCAUUAUGUACCCUCGACAAGCUUCACACUCUCAGCAUGAGGAGGAACAAGCUCAACUUCUUACCUAGCUGGCUGUGCCUUCUGCCAUCUCUAGAGACGCUUCUGGUCGACGGCAACCCGUUCCAAGGCCCUUGGAGGGCACUCAUGGAGCCUUUGCUAGCCACGGUCCCUAUGACGCCUCUUUAUCCUCCGUCUACUCCAAUGCUCCCUCUUCCAUCCGCCAGUGCCGGUAGUACUAACACCGAGCCUGAUGGCGACGAUCUCUGUGGGAAUGCUUGGCCUGACGGUGAUGGGCAGUUGCCACCUGGUCCGGAAGAGGAGGACACGGUCACAACCGCAUGUGCGCCUCAACUUGCACGUUCCGCCACGGCACCCGUCCCCGUACCACCUGGCGAUGGUGCUUCUCACAGACUCUCGCGGACGCGCACGACGCCCAACAAAGCUCACUUCGAAAAGCAUAGAGGAACGAGCCGCUCCGUCACUGCUUCCGACGGGCCUCCUCUGCCUACGACAUCGAAGGUUACACAGGCCUCGACCUCAUCUGGGGACAAGGAAGUCAGGAAGAUGAAGAGCGCAGGAGAGUUGAGGAGGAAACAUGCCAACACAGUACAAGGGUCAUCAGUGUCAGCGACCCCGUCGCCGCUGAGGGCCGCUAUGUCCGAAUACGUGACCUCUGCCUCAAGCUCAGAUCUGCUCAAUGCUGCCUCGCCGCGUGGUAGUCAAGUAUUGCCAAAGCGCUUUGCGAGUCUCGGUGUAGCAUCUGCUUCUUCGUCGUCCCAUCCGAACCGACCGCCACUGUCUCCGGACGGUAGCUUUUGGGAUAGCACCCCCAUCGACGAGGACGACAUCCUGGGCGAGGAACAGGGCAAUACCAUGUCCAGGAGGUCAGCUCUGCCCCGAGAUCAUACGCAUGCCCCUCAAACAGAACCAAACAGUCCCGCCCUUUCCCAACUUCCUUCUCUCCCGCCCAAGGAAGAACGGGAGAAAACUCGUCGAUGGGGUUUCCUCAAGAAGAUGUCGAUGGGCAAGAUGAGAUCAGAUUCAACAGCUAGGCUUCCUGCUCAAGGUCGACCGCAUGCAUCCUCAUUUGCGAGGCCACCGUUGUCAAGAUCUGCGAGCGUCACCCCCGGUGUUCCGCAGAUUGACGUCCGAAUUUCGACGACAGGAGCAUUAUUGAACCCUCCGCAAUCGCUCACUACUACACCGCCAGAUGGAUCAGCUCCUACUGUCUUCAGACAACCUUCAAUGGACUUCCAUCCACCAAGGCUUCCACAGAAGCCUUCUAUGGAUGCUUUGAAAGUCCAAAUCAGUAGUUCAUCCUCGAACUUGCUCGCGCCUUCGCCUACGCCUCGCAGCAAUAAACGUAGGAGUUUCCUACCCGUUGACAUGUCUCCGAUUCCCAUACCUGCUGCAUCGACUUUCGUUACUGGUGUGACGGCAUCAAAUGGUCCCGAUGAUGAGCUCGAGGAACCGAGGCACUAUCCUCCAAGCCCGAUACCGAAGGAUACGACGGAGGAGCUGCAUCGCCGCGAAAUGGAGAGAGCGCGAGAAGCACGAAUACGCGCAUUGCGUUCCGUCAUGGCAUAUCUCAGAGAUAUGCAUGAUCUCAGCUUGUCGCACACGGCUGCUGCUGGCCUAGAGCCCCCCAGCGCACCGCGAUCGCGAAGACCGACUAUGGUGGAUGGUGGUCGGUUACCAUCAGAUAGUUCGCUCAGUUCCGUCAGCUCCAUACCGCCGGUACCAUCACGGCCGGAGUCAACGGCACAACUGCGUUCGCCCGAAUCACGUAUUGGCUCGCGCAGUGGUAGCACUACUCAAACUAAUAGCGUCGCGACCACAGACAGUAGCGGUUCCGGCAGUGGUGAGGAGCGGAAGUAUAAGAAUGAUAGAGCAAAGCGCGCUCGCAUCAUACGCGAAAUUGUAGAGACCGAACGGACGUACGUCAAGGGGUUACAGGAACUUGUUGACAUCUACAUCACUCCGGCGGCUGUUCCGGUGAACGUGCUGAGUGGCGUUGGACAGAAACAAGAAACGCUCGUCCCGGCUGCGGAGCGUAAGAUCGUGUUUGGCGGGUUGGAAUCCUUGUUCUCUUUCCAUAAAGAAAGCUUUCUUCCAGCACUCGAACGCGCUACUGCUCCAGUACUGGUUCCUUCUGAGGACUUGUUCUUAACGGAUGCUGACGGCUACCUGUCAUUGGACGUCGCCAUGAAAGUGGCUCAGACGUUCGUUUCGCACGCAGCUUUCAUGAAGAUGUACUCAACCUACAUAAAUAAUUUCGAUAACUCAGUGCAGAGAAUCAGGGCAUGGACCUCGGAUAAUAAACAGGCCACAGCCGCUGGGCAGACAUUGUCGCCUUCAUCUAGCAGUGCUCAGCUCAGCAUUGCAGGGAUAUCCGUGGGCACUGCAGGUGCUGGCGCGGACAGUGCAUCAACUCUUGCCAUUUCAACACUGACGUCGGGUCAAAGGAAACGGAUCAAGGCAUAUCUCAAACGGUGUCGCAUGAACCCGAGACAUUCCCAGCUCAACCUAGAAGGAUAUCUUCUUCUCCCUGUGCAACGUAUUCCACGGUAUCGAUUGCUGUUAGAGGAGCUCGUCAGAAGUAGUCCUCCCAUGUAUGAUUACGUGGAUGAUCCUCUCGAACGGGCAUUGGCCGAGAUAUCUUCUCUAGCCAACAGCAUGAACGAAGGCAAGCGGGAAUCUGAGUCACGGAGAAGGCUAGUACAAUGGCAGUCGCGGAUCCGGGGAAAGUUUCCCAGUCCACUGGUCCAACCCCAUAGACGUCUGAUCAUGGACGGUCCGUUGCAGCUUAAGCGCGUGGUUCGCAAGGCCACAGUGUCCUUCCCAGUAAUAAAUGCUCAAGGCGACUCCUCGGAAGUGCAAAUAGAAUGCUUGUCGCCAGAGCUUACCCCGCGUUCACUGAUUGGGAUCCUGUGCAACGAUCUAUUGGUCUUGUGCAGAGACUCGUCAGACGGACAGGGUCCUAGUUCUUCUGUGGAUCUUUGGGCUGUGCUGCGGAUGCAGACUUUGCCACAACCAGCGAGCAUCGUGCACGGCAAUGCUCUACGCUUAGUGGAUAAUAAGGCCAUAUUAUAUUUUGAGGCGCCGUCGACGUCGGACGCCUUAACGUGGUUUAGAGCUAUCAACCAACAUAUCCCUGCAUCAAAAGCAUGA
Messenger RNA from Laetiporus sulphureus 93-53, 4164 nucleotides. RefSeq lists its product as uncharacterized. Bases 1 to 4164 code for a protein of 1387 amino acids. Lineage: Eukaryota; Fungi; Basidiomycota; Agaricomycetes; Polyporales; Laetiporaceae. Gene Ontology annotation, biological process: intracellular signal transduction. The transcript is spliced from 8 exons. Gene Ontology annotation, molecular function: guanyl-nucleotide exchange factor activity. The record is from RefSeq and is a predicted model, not a curated record.